Molecule: messenger RNA, 1531 nt
Organism: Copidosoma floridanum
Lineage: Eukaryota; Metazoa; Arthropoda; Insecta; Hymenoptera; Encyrtidae
Product: adenosine 3'-phospho 5'-phosphosulfate transporter 1
Biological process (GO): 3'-phosphoadenosine 5'-phosphosulfate transport; transmembrane transport
Cellular component (GO): Golgi membrane; endoplasmic reticulum membrane
Molecular function (GO): 3'-phosphoadenosine 5'-phosphosulfate transmembrane transporter activity
Source: RefSeq, a predicted model, not a curated record
UAUCAACAAUUCGAGGCCCACUCACGGUGUGUCUUUGGCCCUGUGAUGGCACAACAUAAUUCAGUUCUAUGAUUUGUUCAAUAAAAUGCUCAAUAAAAGAGUUAUUCUUUUAUUCAUUAAUCAAUAGCUGUUAAAGAUUUCCAGAGCCUAGACACAGCUAGUUCCGUAGGCUAACCUCAACUAUGGGCAAUUAUGCGGGUGAUUUUAUAAUUUGCCUCAUAGUUUUGUUUUCACUAUGCAUCAUAUACAGUACAACGCAUAUAAUCAAAUCUUUCAUUGGAAGUGGAGAAAAUAUAAUUAGUUCACAAACUUAUUACAGUUGGAUCAUUAGAUUUUGUUUCAAUUUUUGUGGCUAUGCCACUGUGUUGUUACCAGGAUACCUCAUUUUCAAGUAUGUUAGAAGAAGUAAAUACUUCCAAAGGAGAGGCAAAGGAUGCCUGCCCAGACUAGUCCAUUCUUGUUUUGUGGGAAGUGGAGAUCAAGGAUUGCUUGAUUCUUCACACUAUUCACCCACACCAACUAAUAGUCACUCGCAGCGAACUUUUCUUCAAGAUUCAUUAUUACUGAUUCAUUGCUUUUUGGGACUACAAGUUAGUUAUUUGACAUGGGGCUACUUGCAGGAAAAAAUCAUGACUCAGAAAUAUGAUGAUGGAAGUGGUAACACAAGUCAUUUUAAAGACUCUCAAUUUCUAGUCUUUAUAAAUAGAGUGCUUGCAGUUUUCAUAUCUGCAGUCUGUUUAUUAAUCAUCAGACAACCGCCUCACACAAUUCCGCUGUACAAAUACGCAUUUUGUUCGUUCUCUAAUGUCUUGAGUAGUUGGUGCCAAUAUGAAGCUCUCAAGUACGUAAGUUUUCCAACUCAGGUGUUAGCUAAGGCUUCAAAAAUUAUUCCUGUCAUGAUCAUGGGAAAAAUUGUAUCUCGUGCAAAGUAUGAAUACUACGAAUACGUAACAGCUGUGCUGAUUUCCAUUGGAAUGAUGAUGUUUAUGUUGGGUAGCACUGAUCAUAAAAAUGAUGGUGCCACCACAUUUUCUGGAGUGAUACUUUUGGGUGCUUACAUGACAUUGGACAGCUUUACGAGCAAUUGGCAAAAUGCCUUGUUCAAUGAUUACGGUGUUACUAGUUUGCAAAUGAUGUGCGCUGUUAAUUUAUUUUCUUGUUUGCUGACAGCAACUUCAUUGUUUCAACAGUCUAGCUUAUGGUAUUCUUUAGCCUUCAUAACAACGUACCCUCACUUUAUAUUGGAUUGUAUUUUAAUUUCUGUAUUCUCUACAACGGGACAAUUGUACAUAUUUUAUACAAUUUCGAAUUUUGGAGCUGUUACAUUCAUCAUAAUGAUGACGGUACGCCAGGGGUUUGCGAUCCUUUUAUCGUGUUUGCUGUAUCAUCACUACAUUACACCACUAGGUAUACUUGGAAUAUUUUUAGUAUUUUUGGCAGUGUUCCUACGUAUAUAUUGCAAUAAUAGAUUGCGCUCUAUUAAGAAACGACGUGCUGAGGCUAUUAGCAUAAAAAACAAAUCGUAACUAAU